CCCGGUGCGUCCGCUCGUCCUCUCGUUCGUCCUCAGUGCAGGAUAACGAUACACGCGCUCAUCACAGCCGGUAAAACAGGCCGCAGGCGACAAAACUCUCUUUAUCCGAGCUGUGCCAGUCUCAGUGCGGGGAAGCAGAGCUCUCAGACUCCGGUGAGACUUUCCAGACAAUCAACUAUGGACGCUAUCAUUCGCUGCCCAUUCCUGUCUCGCGUCCCUCAAACCUUCCUGCAGCAGGCCAGGAAGUCCUUGGUGGCGUACGCAGUGAAAUGUCCCGUCAUGAUGGACCUUGCCUCGAGGCCACUGGUCCGCUCGCUCUGUUCCACGUCCUCCAGCUUCCAGAAGGUCGAGAACACGACCCCAGCCGGAGACGAAGCCCCAAGGUUCCUGCGGGUCACCCCGUGCCUCCGGUGGGUUCAGCGGCUGCCUCCAAAUGCCCGUUCCUGGCCGCAGAGAUGGGUCAGAAGAACAGCUGCGUGGUUCGGCAGGCCAGCAUGGCUCUUCAGGAGGAUGUUUCUGAGGUUCGCACCAUGCGCAAAGACGUCUCUCCAUCGGAGCUCAAUCCUUUGGUGAAGGACACCAAGAUGGGAGGAAACCUCAUGAAGAAGCUGAUGAAGCAGCGUCCCACCAGGGUCUCUCAUUUGCUGCAGGAGAACAUGCCCAAAACUGUAUCCAACUUUCGUUAUGAUGAGUUCUUUGAGAAGAAGAUUGAGGAAAAGAAGGACGAUCACACGUACCGUGUGUUUAAGACGGUGAACCGCAGAGCUACGGAGUUCCCGAUGGCGGACGAUUACUCCGAGUCCUUGUCCUUCAGGAGGAACGUCUCUGUGUGGUGCAGCAACGACUAUCUGGGCAUGAGCCGCCACCCGCAGGUCGUGCAAACUAUAACGGACACUUUAGGGAAGCACGGUUCGGGAGCUGGAGGGACUCGGAAUAUAUCGGGAACGAGUAAGUUCCACGUGGACCUGGAGCACGAGCUGGCCGAUCUUCACGGGAAGGACGCUGCCUUGCUCUUCACCUCCUGCUUUGUGGCCAAUGACUCCACACUCUUCACGCUGGCCAAGAUGCUGCCUGGUUGUGAGAUCUAUUCAGACGCUGGCAACCACGCCUCAAUGAUUCAGGGCAUCAGGAACAGCGGCGCCAAGAAGUUUAUCUUCCGUCACAAUGACGCCAGACAUUUACGCCAGCUUCUGGAGAAAUCUGAUCCCUCCACUCCAAAGAUCGUAGCCUUUGAGACUGUGCACUCGAUGGACGGUGCCGUGUGUCCGCUGGAGGAGAUGUGUGACAUCGCCCACGAGUUCGGCGCCAUCACUUUCGUGGACGAGGUUCACGCGGUGGGACUGUACGGAGCCAGGGGAGGCGGCAUCGGAGACCGCGACGGGGUGAUGCACAAGAUGGACAUCAUCUCCGGCACGCUGGGGAAAGCGUUCGGGUGUGUCGGCGGUUACAUCGCUAGCACCAACGCUCUGGUGGACACCGUCCGUUCCUACGCCGCUGGCUUCAUUUUCACCACGUCACUGCCUCCCAUGCUGCUCGCCGGCGCCCGCCAGUCCGUCCAGAUCCUGAAGAGCGAGGAAGGCCGCGCGCUCCGCCGCAAACACCAGCGCAACGUCAAGCUGCUGCGGCAGAUGCUGAUGGACACCGGCCUGCCCGUGGUUCACUGCCCCAGCCACAUCAUUCCUGUCCGAGUUUCGGAUGCUGAGAAGAACACGGAGGUGUGUGACAUCAUGAUGAGCCGCUACAACAUCUACGUCCAGGCCAUUAACUACCCGACCGUGGCCCGCGGAGAGGAGCUGCUCCGCAUCGCGCCCACGCCUCACCACACGCCGCAGAUGAUGCAGUACUUCGUGGAUAAGCUGACGCAGACGUGGACGGAGGUCGGUCUGGAGCUGAAGCCGCACUCGUCCGCCGAGUGUAACUUCUGCCGGCAGCCGCUGCACUUCCAGCUGAUGAGCGAGAGGGAGAAGUCCUUCUUCAGCGGCCUCAGCCAACCCGUGUCGGCCUGCGGCUGACCAGAGCGUGCAGAUCCUCCCUCCAACAGAUCCACAGAAUAAAUAUUUAGACCACUUAAUUUGCGUAUUUAUGUAUUUUGUUAUUGGAGUAAAUCUAAAGUAUUUUAUAUUUAAAGAUGUUUAACUAGUGUAGGCCAGUCAUUGGUUAUUCACACAUGAAGCAUUACUGAUGUAGAUGGAUUCUGCACUUCACUGGUUUUAAUAAACGAAUGACGCUCAGAUUUCA
Megalobrama amblycephala (Wuchang bream) is the source of this 2238-nucleotide messenger RNA. It is a transcript of the gene alas1, whose product is annotated as aminolevulinate, delta-, synthase 1. The transcript is spliced from 11 exons. The record is from RefSeq and is a predicted model, not a curated record. NCBI's taxonomy places the organism in Eukaryota, Metazoa, Chordata, Actinopteri, Cypriniformes, Xenocyprididae. Gene Ontology annotation, cellular component: mitochondrion; mitochondrial matrix. Bases 270 to 2012 code for a protein of 580 amino acids. Gene Ontology annotation, molecular function: 5-aminolevulinate synthase activity; pyridoxal phosphate binding. Gene Ontology annotation, biological process: hemoglobin biosynthetic process; heme biosynthetic process; erythrocyte development.